Molecule: messenger RNA, 339 nt
Organism: Pediculus humanus corporis (human body louse)
Lineage: Eukaryota; Metazoa; Arthropoda; Insecta; Psocodea; Pediculidae
Product: histone H1-I-1, putative
Exons: 3
Coding region: 1-339 (112 amino acids)
Cellular component (GO): Set1C/COMPASS complex
Source: RefSeq, a predicted model, not a curated record
AUGGCGUCCAAAACCGAAUUUAACGGUGAUGAGAAAGUAAAGGUAGAUACUACGAAUCCACCAGUUUCAGAAGAAACAUUAAAUGUUAUUAACGCUGAAAAAGAGGAAACUGAAAUUGGUGAUUCAAACGCUUCAUCUAAAAAAACGCGAGUAGAUUUGCAAUCAUUACCAAUUAGACAAUAUUUGGAUCAAACAGUCGUACCCAUUUUAUUGCAAGCUUUAUCAACACUUUCUAAAGAAAGGCCACCUGACCCAGUAUCAUUUUUAGCAGCUUAUCUUUUAAAAAAUAAAGCUCAAUAUGAAACCAAUUCGAAUCCUCCACCGAAAACUGGACAGUAA